Molecule: messenger RNA, 2858 nt
Organism: Striga asiatica
Lineage: Eukaryota; Viridiplantae; Streptophyta; Magnoliopsida; Lamiales; Orobanchaceae
Source: the annotation of a GenBank genome assembly
AAACAAAUAUGCUCUAAUUUUUUCGAAAAAUAAAAAAGAAACAGAAAACUAAAAUAUAAAUUGAAGCAGAGAGUAGGGGAGAGGCAGGGAGGCAGUAGUUUUGUGUGGAGAAAUCAAGAGGAUGGCCGCAUAUGAACGCAUAGCUUUUUAUCCGAAGUUUAAAUCUAACAUAGCAGCUCCCUUUCAUCCUCUUACUAAUCCCCUUGUUUAGGUUCAGAAACGUCAUCGUGUUUCCUGUGAGGAUCUGUUAUUGAUCGGCUCAUCGAUUUGGGUUCAUCUGCUCGAUUUUUCCAUCUACCUCCGAUCAUCUCUCCUUUGCUGUUUCAGGCGACUCCUCAUUCUGACAGAAGGUGUGGGAAUGAAUCUGAGGUGAUUUUGCAUGGGUGAUGAUGCCAGAAUUGCGUAGCGGAGCACGGAGAUCAAAACGUCUUGGUGAUCUUCAUCCUGCCCCUGAAACUGCUGAUCAAGAAGCAAAUAUUGUUGCACCUGCUCAGGCUAGAACCAGAAGGAGAGGCAGAGGCAGAGGCAAUGCAACUGCUGUAGGUAAAGGACCUUCUGCAGUAACACCCGCUAGGCCAACUGGUGCUGGUAGAGGCAGGGGAGGUAGGUUGAUCGAUUUAGCCCCACAGCCACACUGUGAGGUUGCUCCUCAAGCUAUUGGUCUAGGGGCUGCACAGGUAGCAUUUAAUAGAAUAGAAGGCGCCGCAGAUAAAGAAAUUGCCAUGGAUGGUGGAAGUGGGGACAAAAUAAUGGGAGUUGAAGAAGAUGCGAGCACAACUCCGGUGCCUGAGAGGGUUCAAGUGGGUAAUUCUCCUGUGUAUAAGACAGAAAGGAAACUAGGUAAGGGAGGAUUUGGUCAAGUUUAUGUUGGCAGAAGGGUAAGUGGUGGCACUGAAAGAACAGGACCGGAUGCUAUCGAGGUUGCAUUGAAGUGUGAGCACCGAAGUAGCAAGGGUUGUAAUUAUGGCCCUCCUUACGAGUGGCAGGUGUACAACACCCUCAACGGAUGUUAUGGUAUCCCAUGGGUUCAUUACAAGGGUCGGCAAGGAGAUUUCUAUAUCCUGGUCAUGGACAUGCUUGGACCAAGUCUUUGGGAUGUUUGGAAUUCUUUGGGCCAGUCGAUGUCUCACAAUAUGGCUGCUUGCAUUGCUGUGGAGGCAAUAUCAAUUCUUGAAAAGCUUCACAUGAAAGGAUUCGUCCAUGGAGACGUCAAGCCAGAGAACUUUCUACUUGGUCAACCUGGAACUCCUGAUGAGAAAAAACUGUAUCUUAUUGAUCUUGGUUUAGCUUCUAGAUGGAAGGAUUCUUCAUCUGGUCAGCAUGUGGAUUAUGAUCAGAGGCCAGAUAUAUUCAGAGGCACAAUAAGGUAUGCAAGUGUGCAUGCGCAUUUGGGUCGUACUGGAAGUAGGAGGGAUGAUCUGGAGUCCCUAGCAUAUACACUGAUAUUUCUCCUAAAGGGAAGGCUGCCAUGGCAAGGCUAUCAGGGUGACAACAAGAGUUUCCUUGUUUGUAAAAAGAAAAUGUCGACUUCUCCAGAGUUGAUGUGUUGCUUUUGCCCUGCUCCAUUCAAACAGUUCCUUGAAGCUGUUUCUAAUAUGAAGUUUGAUGAGGAGCCAAAUUAUUCUAAGCUGAUAUCACUUUUUGAUAGUCUCAUUGAACCUUGCUCGUCACUGAGACCUAUAAGAAUUGAUGGAGCUCUCAAGGUUGGGCAAAAGCGUGGAAGGUUGCUCAUAAACUUGGAAGAGGAUGAACAGCCAAAAAAGAAAGUGCGAUUGGGUAGUCCUGCAACUCAGUGGAUUUCAGUGUAUAAUGCACGGCGCCCCAUGAAACAAAGGUACCACUACAAUGUUGCCGACUCGAGGCUGCGCCAGCAUGUAGAGAAGGGUAACGAAGAUGGGUUAUAUAUUAGCUGUGUGGCUUCAGCUACAAAUCUUUGGGCUUUGAUCAUGGAUGCUGGAACGGGUUUCAGUUCACAGGUGUAUGAGCUCUCAGCUGUCUUCCUCCACAAGGAUUGGAUCAUGGAACAGUGGGAGAAAAAUUAUUACAUCAGUUCUAUAGCUGGUGCGGCUAAUGGAAGUUCUCUGGUGGUUAUGUCUAAAGGAACUCCCUACACCCAACAGUCAUACAAAGUUAGUGAAUCAUUUCCUUUCAAGUGGAUAAAUAAAAAGUGGAAAGAAGGUUUUCAUGUCACAUCUAUGACCACUGCUGGCAGCCGUUGGGGUGUUGUUAUGUCUAGAAAUUCAGGAUACUCUGAACAGGUGGUGGAGCUUGAUUUUCUUUACCCAAGUGAGGGAAUACAUCGCAGGUGGGAAAAUGGUUACAGAAUUACUUCUAUGGCUGCAACCUCUGAUCAAGCAGCUUUCAUACUUAGUAUGCCUCGUCGUAAAAUGGUGGAUGAGACUCAGGAGACCCUCCGGACUUCUGCCUUUCCUAGCACCCAUGUGAAGGAAAAAUGGUCCAAAAAUCUCUACAUUGCAUCAAUAUGCUAUGGUCGUACUGUAUGCUGAGCAGCAAAGCAUGUGAUUGACUGGCUCAGAUCUUCAAUCACUACUCAAGAAAGCUCAGUCAUUUUUAUCUGAAAAAAGUAUAUAACUCUCUGUUAUUGUGCUUCUGUACUAUGACUGGGGAACUUUCAGAGGUUCGGGUCUAUUAAGGGAUGGGAGAGAAUUGUGAGAGAUUUGUAUGUAGGCUGACAGAGUUCACCCGGUACUGUCAUUCAUAUGCUUUCCAAUUUCGCUUUUCCAGUUUGUUGUGACUUGUGAGAUUCAAGUGUUGGUAACUUACCACGUGAUCUAAUAAUUAUACCAAAGUUCAAUAACAUUAGAAAUAAAUGGAUAGAAAACUGAAUCUUGGCAACU